Molecule: messenger RNA, 1911 nt
Organism: Vidua macroura (Pin-tailed whydah)
Lineage: Eukaryota; Metazoa; Chordata; Aves; Passeriformes; Viduidae
Gene: SLC66A1
Product: solute carrier family 66 member 1
Exons: 8
Coding region: 389-1303 (304 amino acids)
Source: RefSeq, a predicted model, not a curated record
CACACGGCGGGGCCGGGCCCGCGCACCCCGAGCUCGGGGAAAAGCAGCAACUUUGCGAAAGGCAGUGCUGGGACCCCGCGGGGAGCGUGUGGGACAGCAGCGACUUUGUGAAAAGGCUCGCUGAUUUCAGGCUGCGGGUCUCUGAAAAAUUGCCAGUGUCCGGCAACUUCCUGAGAAAGCGGCUGAGGAGCGGCAGCACUGAGGAGAGCGGCGGGUGUGGGACAGCCUUAAAGGAAAACCGGCGGGUGUCUGAGGAGUCGUGGAUUUGCAAAGAUAAACAGCCCAAGUUUCAAAAAGAGCGGGUUUUCAAGGAAAAAUACAGUUCCGAACAGCGUCGGUGAAGAGGCGAGUGCCGGUGCUGCGAGGAUAGCGUUAUCCCAGCGGCUCCAUGGCUGCGCGGCGCUGGAGGGGUCUCUCCUUUGGGAAUCUCUCUGAUUGUCCCAACGGCUCCCGCUGGAUCAUGGAUGUGUUCGAUGAGUGUGCCCAGGACGGCCGGGAUGUCGCCAGCAUCGUCCUGGGGCUGGGCUCCAUCGGCUGCUUCAUCGCCGCAGCCUUCCCGCAGUUUUACCAGGCCUGCAGAACGGGCAUUAUGGACCAGGCUCUCUCCAUCUAUUUCCUGCUGGGAUGGCUGGGCGGAGACCUCCUCAACCUCAUCGGUUCCUUCCUGGCUGAUCAGCUGCCCCUGCAGGUGUACACGGCCAUUUACUACGUGCUGGCAGACCUGGGGAUGCUCUCCCUCUACUGCUACUACCGGGUGAAGAACGGGGGCAGAGCGUUCCCUGCUCCCAUCAACGCAGCUUUUGUGUUCCUCUCCGUGGGGUCCCUGUCCAGCCUCUCCCUCCUGGGCAGUGCCAGCACCGAGGCUCCAGGGCCUUUCAGAGGGAGGUCUCUGCUGUCAGCUCCUGGGGAUGAGCUUGGACCAAAGCCUUUCUCCAGGACUGAAAUCAUUGGAUUUACCAUCGGCUCCGUCUCCUCCGUGCUCUACCUGUGCUCCCGAGUGCCCCAGAUCUGCACCAACUACAAGAGGAAAUCCACCAGUGGGGUCUCCUACUCUCUCUUUGCCCUGGUGAUGCUGGGGAAUUCCCUGUACGGCCUCAGUGUCCUCCUGAAGAACCCGGAGCCAGGCCAGGGCCAAGGUGACUACAUCCUGCACCACCUGCCCUGGCUCGUGGGCAGCCUGGGCGUCCUGGCCCUGGACGUGGUUAUCUCCUUCCAGUUCCUGGCCUAUCGGAAAGGACGGCCUGGGACCCUCGAGGAGAGGGAUGCUCUCCUGGGGGAGCCGGAUGAGAGCCCGGAGAGCUGACACAGGGACCUGCCCUGCAGGGAGAGGAGGAGGAGGAUGCACAUGAGGAAGGUGGCCUUAGGGCUGGGCAGACCAGCCCCUCCAUCCUGGUGGCUCCUGGCAGAAGAGGCCCCGAGCCCGUGGGUGACACGUUGUGCUGCCGAGGCGGUGGCAGAGGAUGCUGCUGGGACACCUGGUGCCUCUUUGAUACCAAUGAUGCUUUCAGGAUAAAGGGGAAUUUUUGGAUACCUCAGUUGCUCUUCGCUGCUCCGGUGCCCCACAGCUGAGCCUGGUCACUGCUGCGUCUGCCAAGGGUGAUCUGGAACUUCCUUGGUGCUGAAAAACGUGGGGAGAGUGUGAGUGGGGAGGGGACAGGGAUGGCUGACCUGCCACAGACACGAGCACCCCUGUGACCUCGCAACUCCCCCUUCAGCUCCUUCUGGAAGGCACACAGGGCUGGAUCCAGUGGGAAAGGAACAGCAGAACCAAAGUGUUCACUCCGCACCUAUUUUAAUUAGCAUGGCUCACCCAUCUAUAAAACAUGUCCUUCCCCACCUGCCUCCCUUGGUUUCAUUUUACUGCUUUACUUGGCAGCUCCUGCCUCUUUCCUAAUGAGUCUCACAGUCCCA